Molecule: messenger RNA, 5980 nt
Organism: Anthonomus grandis grandis
Lineage: Eukaryota; Metazoa; Arthropoda; Insecta; Coleoptera; Curculionidae
Product: NFX1-type zinc finger-containing protein 1-like
Exons: 14
Coding region: 208-5889 (1893 amino acids)
Biological process (GO): regulatory ncRNA-mediated heterochromatin formation
Cellular component (GO): nuclear RNA-directed RNA polymerase complex; nucleus
Molecular function (GO): helicase activity; zinc ion binding
Source: RefSeq, a predicted model, not a curated record
CAAAAUAUAACCGUUUUCUAAUCAAUUGAGGCGUUUUCAUUUCGAGAAAAUGUUGAUUUUAAUGGGGGAAUCCCUGAGCUCUCUCAGUUUAUUAUCUGUCUAAUGUCUAAUCUUAUUUUUAGUCACAGUCACAGUUGACCGCAGUUCGAGUUCGUACUUAUUAGUUUUUGUUUGUGAUGAAGUACCUAGCGGCUGCUAUUUGAUUUUAUGCCAACUUCAAACAUGGGUGACGAAAAAGAUAAGAAGAAAGACAGAAGGGCAUAUAACUGGCGAUCCAGAGAUAUCGGUCCAUCAGUGGAUACAAAUAAGUAUUUUACUACAAGAAGUGAUUUUGUACCCAUUUCAAACAUGGGUGACGAAAAAGAUAGGAAGGAAGACAGAAGGGCAUAUAACUGGCGAUCCAGAGAUAUCGGUCCAUCAGUGGACCCAAAUAAACAUUUUACUACAAGAAGUGGAACCUCCCGUCCAUAUGGGAAUAGUAGAGGAAGAUGUAGUCCAUAUCAAUCAAAUCAAAGGCUAAAAUUCACAAAAUCAUUGGAUAAUAAUAUUCAGCAUGAGUUUUUGGAUUCCAAAUUCUUAACUGAUAUGCUUCAAAAAGAUAUUGAAACUAUAUCUUACUAUAUAAUUCAUAAUGCACCAACGUUUUUAAAAGUGAUAUCGGAUUUACCACUGGAAAUAUUAAUUUUAAUAACAAAGAUGACGGCCAAGGCUUGCGGGAAUGAGUCAGUAACGAGUAGAUGUUUUAUCCUCCGAUCAUUUUUAAAAGAGAAGCUUGUCACAGUGCUUUGUACAUUUUUAUCAAGUUUGUUGACUAACGAUUCAGUUGAUAAAACCUUCUGGGAUGACAUAAAGGAAGUGUUAGGGUGCAUUCUUACUAUAUUAGAGGGAAACUUGCAGCUUCUACCUUCAAGUUCAUGGGAACAAGUGCAGACUGUUACCAAAAAUCUUAGCUUAGUUUUACCGGUAUUGCAUAAUACUAAGCCGAUUAUAUGCGAUAAUUUAAAUCAAAGAGUUGUCAGCCUACAAACAGAUUUGGUGACAAUCGAAAAUAAAUUCAAGAAAAACGAGAAUCAUGUUUUGGCGAAAAAUAACAAUCAGUCUGAAGAAGUUCCAGAAGACGAUUUUCGCAGCUCACCCGUAUUUCCGUCAGUGAGUGAGCUAAUCAUCCCCGAAAGACCUCCUCUCAGGAGAAAUGUUGUUAAGGGAAAAUUUUCUUCAGUCAAAGACUAUCUUGAUAUUCAUUAUAGGCUACUCAGAGAAGAUUUCGUAAAUCCGAUUAGAGAAGAUAUUUGCGAUUUUCUAAACCGAUCCCAGAAGCAUUUAUUUAAUAUAAAGAUUCACAGAAAUGUAAAUUUUUUAUAUAAAACAAUUGUUAAAGGUGCCGUAUAUCAUAAAAUCAAGUUUGAAAUAAGUGAAGCUUUAAAGAAUAUAUUGCGUUCUGGAGAAAACAAACGUUUCAUGCACGGCACAUUGUUGCUAUUUAGCUGCAACAAUUUUAAAUCUCUUAUUUGCGGGAAAGUUUGUGCAAAUAAAGAUCUAGAAAGAGGAUAUUUGGAUGUCCACUCUGAUGAUUAUGUAGAUUUUGAUGCCACUUAUACCAUGAUUGAAUGUGUUUUGUUCUUUGAGCCUUACUAUCAAGUUCUUCGGAUACUACAACGGCUUCCUCACGACACAUUGCCAAUGGAAAGGUAUUUAGUUAAUGUGGAUAGACAUGUUUUGAAUCCUAAAUAUUUAAACAAUAUUCGAAGAUAUGAUUUACCUCAGAAAUUAAAUCAGUCUCAAAGAGCGGCACUGCAUGCCGCAAUGAAUAAGGAAAUGGUAAUAAUUCAAGGUCCUCCUGGAACAGGAAAAACUUUCUUAGGACUGGAACUCGUAAAGAUGCUUCUAGAACUUAAACCGCAAUGGACGUGUAGAGGACCAAUCGUGAUUAUUACAUAUACAAAUCAUGCUCUUGAUCAAUUUUUGAACGAAAUUAGAAGUGCUACUGAUAAAGUUAUUCGGUUUGGGCGGAAUUCUACCGAUAUCAUGAAGAUGGAAAAUAAAUAUGGAGUUGAAAAUAAAUUAAAACAUAUUUUCGGUGAAACUUAUCUAUGUAAUAGAGGUAUUUUGAGAGAACUAGCAAGCCAUUUUAAUUCCGAUGGAAGUAAAAGAAUACCUAAUAGUAGAUUAAUCAGUAUUCAAAUAAGAAGACGUUGUAGUAUAGACAUUGAUCUUGAUAAAAUCCCUAUUGACCUUAGACUUUGGUUAAAAGAAAAAGUGGCCUUAUGGGAAUCUUCAAGGUUCCUUGCAGCGUUCGAAGAAAGAUUUUUCGAAGAGGAAACAACUCUUAGUUUCCUAAUCAAACAUAAAGAAACAACUGUUAUUUCACCUGAAAAGUUCUGUAGCGGGGUUCCAGAUAAUUUAAUAGAGACUAUUAUUCCAUACUAUUUUGAAAAUUUCGAUUUCUUUUUUUGGCUUCUAUACGAUGAUGGGUCAAUAGCAAUAAAUAAGAGAACUGACAAAAAGAUUGCUGCGGUAGAUAACGACGAAGAAGAAGAAUUGUAUUAUUUUCUAUCUAAUUAUGCUCUCGAUUAUAUGGAUAUUCUGAAUGAUAGAGAUGAAGAGGAUACGUUUUUACAGUCCUGUCAAUUUAAGGAUACUCUAGAAUAUAUAAAAUUAUCCGAUCUAAUAAAAAAAGGUCAAGAUUUUGAGCGAAUUAUUGAAAACCAAGAAAGCAUAAGUCAUAUACCGGCUUUACGAAGUCAAAUUGAAUAUAUAAAACAAAAGGUACAAUACAUACAAUUUUGUUUAGAAACUGAUUUCGGAACACCAGAGGACAGUCUUUCUGAACAAACAGAUCCGUUCUCGCUUCCUUCAAGAGCCAGAUGGCAGCUUUAUAAAGAUUGGAUUAAUCGUUGUAUGAUAUUGCUGAGAAAACGAUCUGAUAGGGGAAUGUGGGAUCAUUUAGAACAAUUAUUUGACGAGCAUACUUCUUUAAAAAAUAUUAAUACUGCCUACCUGUGUAAAUCAAUGGAUAUUAUAGCUAUGACCACUGCUCGGGCGGCUAGAAGUAGAGAACUCUUGGAACGUAUUGAGAGUCCUAUUUUAAUAGUAGAGGAGGCCGCAGAGGUCUUAGAAAGCCAUGUCAUUACUGCGUUGACUAAACAUUGUCAGCAUCUUAUCUUGCUAGGAGAUCAUCUGCAGUUGCGUCCAAGCACUUCUGACUACUUAAUGCAGAGAAAGUAUGAUUUGGGAGUUAGCCUUUUUGAACGAUUGAUAGAAAACGGAGUCGAAUGUCAUACAUUAAACGUACAACAUAGGAUGCGCCCAGAAAUAUCAAGCUUAAUACAUCCUCUGAUUUAUAAAACAUUAAUUAAUCAUGUUGAUGUUACCAAUUACCCUAAAGUUAAAGGGAUGACCCACUCAUUAUAUUUUAUCGAUCAUAUGGAACCUGAAGAAUCUUACGGCGAUUCAAGCAAAAUGAAUACACAUGAGGUUAAAUUUUUAAUUGGACUGGCCAUAUAUCUGCUUCAAAAUGGUUAUAAACCUGAAAAUAUAACUAUUUUAUCAACAUAUCGGGGUCAGAUGUACGCUUUAAAAAAACAGCAAUCGAAUUGUGCUCUUCAAGAAGUUAAAAAAAUCCGGAUAGCCGUAGUAGAUGAUUUUCAAGGGGAAGAAAACAAGAUUAUUUUGUUAUCUUUAGUUAGGAGUAACCCUGAAGGUAAUAUUGGAUUUCUUUCGACAGAGAAUAGAGUGUGCGUCGCCUUAUCCCGUGCUAAAGAAGGCCUUUAUAUUAUAGGAAAUAUGACACAAUUAUGUGGGGCCAGUGAUGUCUGGAAAUCAAUAAAAACAACUUUACAAUCACAGAACGCUAUAAGUACAUUCUUGCCUCUAAGAUGUAACAAACAUGAUGAACAUGUAACAUUCGUUUCAAAGGAUACUGAUUUCCUAAAAGUUCCCGAAGGAGGUUGUAACCAAUCCUGUAAUAGUCUAUUAGAUUGUGGUCAUCGUUGUAUUAAAAUAUGCCAUAUCGCCGAUGCAGAUCACAUAUUAUAUAAAUGUACAGAAAAAUGUACCCGGUCGUUGUGUCUUGAUGUCACCCAUAAAUGCAAGAAAUUAUGCUUUGAGGAAUGCGGCUCAUGUUAUUAUACUGUUUUGCGGGAAUUUCCUUGUGGUCACAGUAAAAAACUUCCAUGUAAUGUCACAAAUUAUAAAUGCAUGGAGUCCAAAGAAAUACAACCUGAGUGUGGUCACGUCCAAAACAUAUAUUGUUAUCAAAAUACUGGAGAAUUUCUUUGUGAAGUAGGUGUGGAGAGAACCAUGCCAAUAUGCGGUCAUGUGCAAGUCGUGCAAUGUCAUAUGAACAUUGCAGAAUUUAAGUGUAAAUUUGAAACCGAAUUAACAUUAGAAUGUGGGCACAAUGUGAAAAAAAUAUGUAGUAAGGGGAAAAACGAGGAGGAUACUAAGUCUACGGCAACAAACAAUAAAAGUUAUGAUUUACCAUGUAAUAUUAUGAUUGAGAAAAUGAUUCCAGCUUGUGGGCAUGUUCAAAUGUUACCAUGUUAUCAGAGGCCUGAGGAUGUUAAGUGCCAAUUUGUUGUUGAAGGUACAUUAAGAUGCGGUCAUAAAAGGAAUUAUCCCUGUGCUGAUAAACAAAAUAUAGAAUGCGUUGAAAAGUGCCAAAAACCAUUAAAAGGAUGUAAGGACCCAAAACUUCACGGAAAGUGUCCCCGACCUUGUGGAAAGAAAUGCUCAAGUUGCACGAAAAUGGCUAUCCAAAGGUACGAUAAUUGCCGCCAUUUUGAAAACGUACCUUGUAUUAAAUUGAAUCCAUUUAAAAAAUGUGAUAAGCCUUGCGGAAGGAAAUUAUCAUGCGGACAUAAAUGUCAGCUUAAGUGCUACGAGCCAUGUAUUAAAAAGUGUAAACAAUAUGUUGUUAAAAUUCUACCAGAAUGUGGCCAUAAGCAGAAAUUAAUGUGUUCAGAGACGCCUUCCCAAUUGCUCUGUUCACAACCCUGUAGUAAGAUCAUGAAAUGUGGUCAUAAGUGCCUUAGUACUUGUAACAAACCCUGCUCAAAUGUUUGCUCUCAACGAUGCAGUAAGCUUCUAGACUGCACACAUACUUGUAUACAACGAUGUGAUGAAAAAUGUGCAUGCAAAACUUUCACUUUUGUAGACUGUGGGCAUAGAAUUGCUGUCAAAUGUAACGAAGAUAUUGAUAAAAAAAAGUGUGAAGACAACUCCAUUAAAAGAUUACCGUGUGGACAUCGGAAAUGGCUUCCUUGUUCCGCAGAUCCCGCUCUGGAGGUUUGUAAUCAGAAAUGCGAAGCUCUAUUGCCUUGCGGCCAUUCUUGUUCACAACCCUGUAAAAGUCAAUGUUCACAUGCAAAAAAAUGCCAAAAAAAGUGCCUUAAAACUUUGCGUUGUGGCCACCUAUGUAAAAACCUAUGUGGAGAGCCAUGCACCAAGAAAUGCCUAUCACAGUGCAGCAAAAAACUAAUAUGCGGGCAUAAUAACAUUUGUUCUCAGGUCUGCUCUGCACCGUGCGUAACAUUUGAAAAAUGUGGAAGUAAAUGCGAUAAGAUCCUUAGUUGUGGGCACCAGUGUAUAAAUAUGUGUGGAGAGGAAUGCGUUUGCAAAAUCGUAUUAUCGACUGAUUGUGAGCACUUCGUCAGAGUAAAGUGCGAAGUUCAACCGACAAAAAAAUAUUGUGAGCAAAAAUGUGAAAAGAAGUUAAAUUGUGGGCAUUAUUGCAAGCAGAAAUGCAAGGAAGAUUGUUUCUGUUUUGAAGUCUGUGAAAAACAACUCAAGUGUGGCUGCUCAUGUAUCAAGCAAUACUGCUCCGACACUUGUGAGUGUAGAAAUCGGUGUUUAUUGAAUGAUGUAGAAGAGGAUGAUUUACAUAUAUAACUGUUUAGGUUUAUAUAAAACUGUUUCCAUUUUCUAUUUUGUUUCAAUGCAAAAUGAUCUACAUAUAGAUUAAAUUUUCUUAAAACUUUUA